Messenger RNA from Hyaena hyaena (striped hyena), 4282 nucleotides. RefSeq names its product F-box protein 30 (gene FBXO30). The coding region runs from base 161 to 2401 and encodes 746 amino acids. The record is from RefSeq and is a predicted model, not a curated record. The transcript is spliced from 3 exons. Gene Ontology annotation, molecular function: protein binding; zinc ion binding; ubiquitin protein ligase activity. Lineage: Eukaryota; Metazoa; Chordata; Mammalia; Carnivora; Hyaenidae.
GCGGCGGCCCGGCGUGGCUCAGAGGCCCGGAGGAGGCGGACCGCACGGGGGUGUGGGGCGCGGAGCGGCCGGGAUCGCGCGGAGCAGCCGGGCACGGCGGCCUCGGCAGCCAGGGCCUGGGCCGCGGUUCGGUCGCGCGGGGCGAGCUGGACUUGCCAGUAUGGAGGAGGAGCUGCAGCAUUCACACUGUGUGAAUUGUGUCAGUAGACGGUGUAUGACCAGACCAGAGCCCGGGAUUUCCUGUGACCUAAUUGGUUGUCCAUUGGUUUGUGGAGCAGUUUUCCAUUCUUGUAAAGCUGAUGAGCAUCGACUUUUAUGUCCAUUUGAACGAGUGCCUUGCUUAAAUAGUGAUUUCGGAUGUCCGUUUACAAUGGCUCGAAAUAAAGUUGCUGAACAUCUAGAAAUGUGUCCUGCAAGUGUGGUGUGCUGUACUAUGGAGUGGAACCGAUGGCCAGUUAGUUAUGCAGAUCGGAAAUCGUAUGAAAAUCUAAGCAGAGAUGUCGAUGAAGUGGCACAAUUAGAUAUGGCCUUGGCCCUUCAAGACCAAAGGAUGCUCUUAGAAUCUCUCAAAGUAGCCACCAUGAUGUCAAAGGCAACUGAUAAAGUGGCAGAACCUAGAGAACAAAUCUCAGUUAAACCAAGUGUCCCAGAAGUACCACAUACUAAUGGUUUGGUACCUGUUGAUGAAGAAUCGUAUGGUGCACUUUACCAAGCUACUGUAGAAACAACCAGAAGUUUGGCUGCUGCCUUAGAUAUCCUGAAUACCGCCACCAGAGACAUUGGCAUGUUAAGUACAAGUCUUUGCGCUUCCCCAGAUGAAAUGAAUGAAGAGCAAAAUGCCAGAGCAAGCUUGCAGAAUAGACACUUGAAAGACCAGGACCAUCUUUUCGAGGAUGAGAUAGGAGCAGUGGGUGGAAUUGACCACAGUGACACAGGUCUGAGUGUCCAGUCUGAACAAAAUGGUUCAAGUGACUUACUGUGUGACUCCGAUGCCAGUUCUUACGGCGCUUCUGCUCUUUGUAAUGGCUUUUCUUUGGAAAAUAUAUGUACGCAGGCCAUAGACAGAAAUCAGAAAUUACAUGGUGAUUCAAAACAAAGUAACUUAACAAAUGGAGAAUGUAUAGCGUCAGAUGGCACUUCAGAUCCUUCCAGUUCACUUUCAGUAGCAGCACAACUUAGGGAAGUCAUACCAUCCAGUGCUUUGCCUAAUGGUACAGUUCAGCAUAUCCUCAUGCCAGAUGGUGAGGAUGAAGAAUUGUGUUGGAGAAAAGUAGACUUAGGGGACUUGAGCAGUGUGGAUGUCUUAUCUUUCAGUCAUCCUCCUCCAUUCAAAUUUCUUUCUAAUUCAUAUUGGUCUAAACCAAAAGAAGAUAAAGCAGUAGAUACAUCAGAUUUGGAAGUUGCAGAAGAUCCAAUGGGCCUCCAAGGAAUAGACCUAAUCACAGCAGCAUUACUGUUUUGUCUGGGAGAUUCUCCAGGUGGGAGGGGUAUAUCUGAUAGUCGCAUGGUUGAUGUUUAUCACGUGGAUUUUGGGACUCAGACUUUUUCACUUCCAUCUGCAAUAUUAGCUACAAAUACAAUGGUUGGGGAGAUAGCUUCAGCUUCAGCUUGUGAUCAUGCCAAUCCACAGCUUUCAAAUCCAAGUCCUUUUCAGACACUUGGGCUGGAUUUAGUAUUGGAAUGUGUCGCUAGGUACCAACCCAAGCAGCGUUCAAUGUUUACAUUUGUUUGUGGACAGUUAUUUAGAAGAAAAGAAUUUUCUUCACAUUUUAAGAACGUGCAUGGUGACAUUCAUGCUGGACUCAAUGGCUGGAUGGAACAGAGGUGUCCUUUAGCAUAUUAUGGUUGUACCUACUCUCAGCGUAGAUUUUGUCCGUCAACACAAGGAGCAAAGAUUAUACAUGACCGCCAUUUGAGGUCAUUUGGAGUUCAGCCUUGUGUAUCUACAGUAUUAGUGGAGCCUGCUAGAAACUGUGUGUUGGGAUUACAUAGUGACCAUCUAAGUAGUCUUCCUUUUGAGGUCCUACAACAUAUUGCAGGCUUUCUUGAUGGCUUCAGUUUAUGCCAGCUCUCAUGUGUAUCCAAGUUAAUGAGGGAUGUGUGUGGCAGCCUGCUUCAGUCUCGUGGAAUGGUCAUACUGCAAUGGGGGAAAAAGAAGUAUCCAGAAGGAAAUUCAUCAUGGCAAAUAAAAGAAAAGGUAUGGCGAUUCAGUACUGCAUUUUGUUCUGUUAAUGAAUGGAAGUUUGCUGACAUCCUAAGCAUGGCUGACCACUUGAAGAAAUGCACUUACAACGUUGUGGAGAAACGGGAGGAAGCCAUCCCACUGCCGUGUAUGUGUGUGACCCGAGAACUCACUAAAGAAGGACGCUCACUUCGCUCUGUUUUAAAACCUGUACUUUAGAAAGUGUAACUCCACUUGCACAUACAUGCAAGCACCUAGUAAAAUUUGUCAUAUGUGACACUUUAUCAAUGUAUUAAAGAUUACAACUAGCUAAAUUUAUUGCCACUAUGUAUAUAAUGUUUUGAAGUGACAUAUAUUUUUAUAAAGUACUGUUUAGUUGGAAAAAAGUUGCCUUAAUGUUUGAAAUGUGUGAAAUUUUUGGAACUUGCUGGACAGGGUGAUUUAAUUUUUAGCUACAUAAUUUUCAGAAUUAGUAUUUUUAAUGGUGUGCAUAUCUUGGUUUUUAAAUUUUUUGCUUCUUAAACUAACGAGAUCCUGACCAAACAAUUUAUUCCUCAUGUUUUUUGUGGGUUAUAACCCAUGCAUUCAAAAAGCAAAACUUUGAAUCAGAUUUUUUUCAGCAUACGUUUUUCAGAUAAAAACAUUCAGUUGCUUAAGGACUGCCAUAAGAUCAUUAUAAAAUUUUUAUUUUUUAGUGCUCCCCUUACACAAUUGUUGAUACAUAGAUGAUCUUUAAUAUAUAUUUAUGUAAUAUUUAAAAUCAUGACUGAUGUUUGGUAAUGCAUUUAUCAUGUUUUAAAAAGACGCAAAAAUAUUUUCACCUUCUAUAUUUGCAACUCUCAUAACAGAGAGUGACCAUUUGCAACUUUUGUUUUUGUUGGACAUCACAUCCAAAGACUCAUGGCAAUGUGUUUUAUGACAGGUUAAAGUGAAAACAAAAAGCCUCUGAACUUAUUUUAAUUGGAAACUGUUCAUCAUAUUCUGUAUUUGCUAGGUUUCUGAUAUUUGGAGAGAAGAAAAUAUACCUCAUUUAAAGUUCGGAUUGGGCACAUUGUUUGAAUAAAUUUCAAAUAUUCAGAAUGCAAAGGGCUUAACUUUCUUUCCUAAGCAUAUAAAAUUUUGCCUUUUUAUGUUUAUAAAAAUCACAACUGUUCCUUUAAGACGUUUAACAAUGUGAAAUUUGGUGUCUUUGUAAGAUGACAAUCUUGAAAUAGAGAAACCUGUCUUGGUUGACAAUCUCUUGAAAACAUUUCCAAGUUUAUUUCCCAUAGACUUCUCUACCAAAAUAGUAAGAAUUGCAUCUUUGUGUAAAGAUCAGGGCAUAACAGAAAAAUACUCAAAGUCUUACUGGUGAGGUAUUUUAUUGUAGUUUUCAAUUUGAUAUACACUAUAAUUAACCUGAUGUUAAUUAACCAGUUUUAAAAAAUGAAUAUACGGUGUCCGUAUUUAGAAUUAAAUUUCAGAGAUGGGGACAUACACUUAAGUAAUUUGUUUUAAGUAACUUCUGGCAUUUAGUAGCCUGAAGUGGUGACAAGUUAUUUUGCUAUAACAUCAAACUUCUGUUGUGUCCUCUUUUCUUACAUUUGUCCCUGAGAAUGCUCUGUUGUGACCCAGGUCUUGAUUACCAUACAUGGCAGCCAGGCUGGGCAGAGGUGUUCCUUGGGCAUUAGAAAGGAACUCUGAACUACUAAAGACUUCUUCUGGAUGGGUCACAUCUUUAUUACAGUUAAAAAUAUAGCAUUAAAGACUAAUCAGUUGUUUUGCCUCACCUGUCAUUUUAAUUAGUAGAAUAACUAUUUCUAUGUGUUUAAACUUUCAACUAUGAGAUUGAAUUCUACACUAUUUCUGUGAAAAAGGUCAGAAAUAAGAUAUCAAAUACUGUAAAAUAUAACUCUGCCUUUUAAAGUUUUGCUGAAGAAUGUGUCUGGUUAGGAUAGCACAAACAUUAACUUUCUGUUUUAUGGUUGUGCUUGUUUGGUUUUUAAGUUCAGACUUUUUGUUUCCACACUGGAUCGUGAGAUGUUUAACAGUUUUCCACCUUAUGUUUCUUUUACACAUCUUUAGCUGUUUUCUUUUUUGUUUGUUAUGCCACCAUGUGAU